AUGGAUUACAAUGCAGACAUUAUCCGGGACAAUAAUCCAAUGGACAACUUGGAGAAACAGCUGAUUUGUCCUAUUUGCCUUGAAAUGUUCAACAAACCUGUAGUGAUUUUGCCAUGCCAACACAACCUGUGUCGGAAAUGUGCCAAUGAUGUAUUUCAGGCUGGAAACCCAUAUUGGCCCACACGAACUUCUGUGUCUGGUGGGAAAUUUCGCUGUCCAACAUGUCGUCAUGAGGUUAUUUUAGAUCGUCAUGGAGUUUAUGGUCUUCAAAGGAACCUGCUCGUUGAGAACAUAAUAGACAUCUACAAACAGGAUCACACAAGUCGACCUGAGAAAAAAAAGGAAAAUCAACCAAUGUGUGAGAAGCAUGAAGAUGAGAGAAUAAACAUUUAUUGUAUAAGCUGCCAGGUGCCAACUUGCUCUAUGUGUAAAGUGUUUGGCGCUCAUAAAGAUUGUGAAGUUUCUCCUCUCGAGAACAUAUACCAAACUCAGAAGACAGAACUCAGUGGUUGUAUAUCAAUGCUGGUUGCUGGUAACGACAGAAUUCACACUAUAAUUAGCCAACUGGAGGAGUCCUGUAAAGCAAUAAAGGAGAGCAGUCAAAAGAAAAGAGAAUCUGUCGCUGAAUUAUUUGCGGAACUGAACAGGGUGAUUGAGGAGAAGAGGGCGGAUCUUGUAGAGAGGAUAUCUCAAGCUGAGGAAGAAAAGAUACAUUUUGCCAGUUCCCUUAUUGUGAAAUACCAGGAACAACUUCAGUCCUCUUCUGACCUAUUGCAAAGUGCACUUCAAAUGGUGGAACAGACUGGUCAUGCCACUUUCCUUCUAAAGUCCAAGCAGCUAAUGAAAAGAAUCGUGGAAUCAUCUAAAGGUUCCCAGUUUGAAAAGACAGAACCUGGCUUUGAAACUAUGGACCAAUUUACUUUGGACAUUGAGCAUGUUAUUGAGUGUUUGAGGAGUCUAGAUUUUAGCAACAGCUGCGAAUAUGAGGAGGAAGAGGAGGAUAUAGAGGAAUAUGAGGAAACAGAAGAAGUGAAACCUGAAGGACAGCAAUAAUUCCAAAGAAUGUUAAAAAGAAUCAUCAGAAAAAGCUACUAAAGAUCUUGGCUCCCAGGAUAAAAACACGACAUCACAUGAGUCAGGAGGGGGAGAUCCUGGGGGCUACAUAACUCAGGACUGCUGCUAGAAGUCAGAGGACCUUUCUUGUUGGUCAGCUGAUCAGGGUGUAUAUAAUUGUUCUGCUGUCAUUUUAAGUAUGUUGAGUGCUGUGACUCUGCAUGUGGGUGGAUCUGCACACGGUCAGGAAUCCAGCUAUGGGAUUUGGGUCAAGUGUUUUAUAUGGAAAGACUUGAAUAAAUGUUUUCUCUUGUUGUGAUACAUUCCUGAGGUAGUGUGUGACACCAUUUGCUAUAUGACUGCCAGCUUCAUAAUAAUACAAAGUAAUUAAAGUUCAUAUUUAAUGUUUUUUUUUACAAUAGUUUACUGUCUACUAAAAUAGUAAAGUAUUUGCAGAAAACUUAAGCUGAUCAAAGGUCCCUUCAGCUUAUUUACAUAGAGAAGGUUGUAGUGUGUAAGACAUCAUGCAAAGGACAGAGCCUGUACAAUGG
Molecule: messenger RNA, 1604 nt
Organism: Hyla sarda
Lineage: Eukaryota; Metazoa; Chordata; Amphibia; Anura; Hylidae
Gene: TRIM63
Product: tripartite motif containing 63
Exons: 9
Coding region: 1-1053 (350 amino acids)
Molecular function (GO): zinc ion binding
Source: RefSeq, a predicted model, not a curated record